This is a messenger RNA of Ipomoea nil (Japanese morning glory), 1015 nucleotides long. Its product is annotated as protein indeterminate-domain 2-like. The transcript is spliced from 3 exons. The record is from RefSeq and is a predicted model, not a curated record. Lineage: Eukaryota; Viridiplantae; Streptophyta; Magnoliopsida; Solanales; Convolvulaceae. The coding region runs from base 266 to 1015 and encodes 249 amino acids.
GUGGGGGCUCAAGCAACGAACCGGCGGCGGCACUGCGGCGGCGGCGAGGCGGCGCGUGUACGUUUGCCCAGCCCCGAGCUGCCCCCACCAUGACCCGUCCAAAGCCCUCGGCGAUCUCUCCGGAAUCAAAAAACAUUUCUGCCGGAAACACGGCGAGAAGAAGUUCGGCUGCCACCGCUGCGGCAAGAAAUACGCCGUCCAGUCCGACAUAAGAGCCCACGCCAAGAUUUGCGGCACCAAAACCUAUCAUUGCGACUGCGGCGUCAUGUUUAACAAGUGGAACGACUUUGCAAGGCACAAGGAAUACUGCGGCUUAUUAUUAGCACAAGCCAUUGCGAAAUCACCGCCGGUUUCCAGUCUGCAGCCACCGCCGUCUCUAGCGCUGUCCAUGGCGGCUUCCGAAAUAGAAUUCCCUGCAAGUGAGGAUGGCCACGAGGAAACACUUGAUGCUUCUGCCGCCGGCGACCUUAUUAAGCUGAAGGCCGGAGAUUCCCCGUCAACAUCAUCAGCUCCGGCGAGACAAUCAUUGAUGGCGGCCUCCAAGUCAAUGGCGUCUUGUUCUGAUGAUUUUUUUGGUGCUUUAAUGGAGCCAACGCUGCCGCUCUCUUUUCUAUGUUCUCCUCAUCAUCUCGCCGCCACCAACGCUGCAUCGUCAUCUCAGUACGUGGCGGUGGCGGCAACAAGUCCUCCGCCGGCGCUAUCCGCCACCGCACUGCUUCAAAAGGCGGCGCAAGCAGGCUCAAUUUACUCCGCCGGUGGUUCGUUUCUUCAUGGACUCGCCGGUUUAUCAAUGAUGAGCGGUUUCAAUAAUAAUAAUCCCCUGCAGAAUAAUGGUUAUGUAGCACUACCUGAAAAUACUACGUCAAUGGUUUCCUCCGGUGGGUUGCCGGAUUCCAUGGUGGAGCGGGCAUCUCCGGCGGUGAUAUUCAGUACCCAGCAGCUCCAAACCCUUGAUUUUCUUGGCAAUGGCAAUGACAAUCACAGCGGCAUUUUUGGUCGAUUGGGUUUUCCUUAG